This is a messenger RNA of Akanthomyces muscarius, 570 nucleotides long. RefSeq lists its product as uncharacterized. The record is from RefSeq and is a predicted model, not a curated record. The transcript is spliced from 2 exons. NCBI's taxonomy places the organism in Eukaryota, Fungi, Ascomycota, Sordariomycetes, Hypocreales, Cordycipitaceae. Bases 1 to 570 code for a protein of 189 amino acids.
AUGCUCGUGCCACCUCAAGUGCCAUCGAUCUGCCUUUCGCUCGUGCUGGACGCUGUUGGAAACUCGCUGCAUCAACCAGGCUCUGGUCGCGGACCCCUGGUGCCGUUUCCGCAGUCUGAUGAUAAUGACCAGUCAUUCCGUCCCCGGCAUUCCAGACGCGGCAGCUUCAUCUCGCUGUUAAGGCGGAAGAAGGAUCCUUCUAGCAAAAUAACCCGCGAGCUGUCGGAGAGUGCUGCUCGUCAAGAUACGAACCUUGAGCGCAGUCCAGAGGAGCUCGAUGCGCUUCGCAACACUCCAUUGCACAGGCGCGGCCCAAGCUGGCCACUUCCCGAGCCCGGUGUGACUGGGCUCGGAGCUGACCAGCACUCACCAGAGCGCCCAUCCACCGCAGGAGGAGCCAUCGUCAGCACCAGCUCCAACAAAUCCAAGUUUAUGCGACGACGUAGCGCAUCACAGGGCAUGGUGCCAGCCGACACCGCCGACAUGGACGAUGACCUGAUCACAGAUGCUGUCCCGCAGAAGAAGAAGAAGUUUGGCGCACUCCGUAAAAUGUUUGGACUGCACGACUAG